Molecule: messenger RNA, 567 nt
Organism: Chrysoperla carnea
Lineage: Eukaryota; Metazoa; Arthropoda; Insecta; Neuroptera; Chrysopidae
Source: RefSeq, a predicted model, not a curated record
AUGACUUUGGGAAUACAUACCAAUUGUCGACGAGAGUUAGUUGAAUUUUUAACAGAAGAAAUCCUUGCCGAGUGUAAAGCUCAAAAAGAUAAAAAUUUGGUUUCAGAAUUAGAUGGUUUCAAUGUGAAGGUAGAUGAUGCAAAAGUAACAUUAACAAUAGCUUCUGAUGAAGAAAUUAUCAUCAAUGUAUUAUACUGUGAAUCAUACUUUGAGAUAGCACGAAAAAGUACAUAUAAAACUAAGUUUAUUUUUUCAUUCAUUCCGGCGACAAGACGACAAGACAAAAUCUUUGGAAUUGAUGAAAUCACAUUUUUUAGUGGAGAAUGGGAAGAUAAGAAAUACGCAGUUGCUGAUAUCUUAGAUGGAUAUUGUGAUUUAUUAAUGAAUUUUUAAAAGGAGAAAGAAAUCAGUAAUGAAUUUGUUGCAAAAUUAUCAGAAUUAAGUACUCAAUAUGAACAAUGGAUAAAUAUUGAUUUGCUCGAAAAUUUAUCAAAAUUCGCAGCUGAAUUUACUGUAAAGGAAGAACAAGAAACGAAAAGAUAUUUAAAAGAAAGAGAAAUAAAUUAA